This is a messenger RNA of Fonticula alba, 1798 nucleotides long. RefSeq lists its product as hypothetical. Gene Ontology annotation, cellular component: mitochondrion. The record is from RefSeq and is a predicted model, not a curated record. NCBI's taxonomy places the organism in Eukaryota, Rotosphaerida, Fonticulaceae. Bases 525 to 1757 code for a protein of 410 amino acids. The transcript is spliced from 2 exons.
CCUCCUCCUCCUCCUCCUCCCCCACGUCGACCCCGGGCAAGCCGCCUAGAUCGCCGGCUUCCACCGGGGGGGAGUCGGCGCCAGCCGCCACGACAGCUGUGCCACCUGCACCCGUUGCAGCAUCCGCGCCGGUGACUCCAGCGGCUCCCGCGGCUUCUGUCCCCGGGGCACCGCCCGGGGGUCCGGCAGCCCCGGCAGUCCCGGCCGCACCUGCGCCUUCACAUGUGCCAGGCGCCCAAACCACCCAAGCCCCGGUUGCAGCUGCACCCAAAGCACCAGGGGCUCGUGCUGAGGAUGUCGCGAAGGGCGCCCCUUCGGCUUUGGCAAAGGCGCCGGCUCCGGGCCCGGGUUCGGCACCGACGCCGGGCGAAGCGCCAAAGGCCGCCCCCACGCCGGAGGUCCCCUCGCCUGCGGGCCCCGAGGGGGGGUCCCCCGGCCGUGUGGCUGACCCGAAGCAAAGCACCCUCGGCAUCUCGGGCUCGGGCAGCCAGCCGCAGGUUUCUCUGCCGCCUUCGCUCGGGGAGAUGGCGGCCGUGUCGAUCGAGCGUGCCAGCAAGAAGCAACCCUCGAUAGCGGCCGGUGCGCCAGCCGGCCCGGCCCCCAAGCCGGCUGAUGCCCCAUCGACGGCCAGCGCGCCCCCGACACAGCCAAGCCCCACGGUGGUGGCCCAGUCACUGCCGCAGCACAUGCGCCCUCCCCUGUUGGGCUACAUGCCCCCUCCGGGGGCUCCGCGCAUGCCGAUGGCCGCGGCGACCUUCACCCCGGGCCAUGGGCAUCCCUCGGGCCCGGGCGGCGGGCCGCCGGCCGGCGCCAUGCACCCCGGCAUCGGGACCUAUCAGCCGCCCUUCGGCCUGCCUCCCUAUUCAUACACGGCCACCGGGACAUUUGGCGGGCCGGCGGCGGCGGCGGCGGCCAUGCACGACCCGGGGCCGCGCGAUCCGGCCGCGCCCCAUCAUCAGCACCACCAGCAGCACCAGCCUCCGGUGGGUGCCGGCGACGCGGGGUUCCCCCCGGCGUCGGCCAUCGCCGACCCGGUGUCGCAUCACCUCUUCCGCGAGUCGCUCAUGGCGGCCCCCUUUUCCCUGGACACUGUGAAGAUUGUCCAAUCGCUGGAGGAUGCCGGUCUGACCAAAGCCCAGGCCGAGUCGGUCAUGCGUCUGCUGCAGGACACCAUGAUGGAGAGCAUCCGGUCGCUCGAGUCGCGCCUGGUGUCGCGCGUGCAGCACAUCCAGCACGCGCAGGCCGCGCGGGCCGAGCUGUCAGACAUGCAUGCGGACCUGCUGAACGUCGCGUCGACCACCGAUGCCGAGGUCCGGUCCGAGGUGGAGAAGCUGCAGAAUGAGAUCGACCGGUCGCGGGGGUUCAUCCGCGACGAGCUGGGGCGCCUGCACAAUGUGGUCAGCCUCAGCCUGACCACUGACCAUGACCGCUUUGCCAAUGAGCUGAAUGUCAACAGCCGCCGGGUCAAGGAGCUGGACAACCGCAUCGACGUGGAGCUGGCCAACCUCCACCGGCAGAUGGAGAGUACCAAGUUCGAUCUGAUCAAGAUCAUCUUCGGUUCGCUGUUCAGUCUCAUCAUGCUGGCUUUCGGCUACUGGCGCAUGGCGGUCCUGAUGAAGGGCGGCAAGAAGUCCGGUGGUGGGGGCACCACGCAGAUCGUGAUGCCGCCGCCGUCGACCCCGCCGCCGGCUGCGGGCUCGUCCGCGGCGACGGCCCUCCUCCCGGGCGGCCCGGACAGCGGCGUCGCCCUUGCCUGAGUGUGUGGCCCCUGGCCGAAUACAAAUUGCCCCUGUACCUA